AUGGGAAGCGUGUGGUUGUAUUCGUUGGGAUCCACAUUGCUUAUAAGCGCUGCACCCUUCUUAAUUCUAUUUCUGAUACCUUUGGAUAACAGCGAAGCUAUGAGACCAAGACUUAAAAUAAUUUUAGCGUUUGCUUCGGGUGGUCUACUUGGAGACGCUUUUCUUCAUCUAAUUCCUCAUUCGACACACCCUCAUCACAAGCAUGAUAGUGAACAUCACUCUCAUAGUCAUGGAGAUGCUCAUGGACAUCACAGCCAUGAAGAUUUUCAUGGACCUCACAGUCAUGAAGGUUCUCAUGCACAUCACAACCAUGACAUUACAACGGGCUUAUGGGUACUCGCAGGAAUUAUCGCAUUUUUAACUGUGGAAAAAAUGGUUCGGCUGUUGAAACAAGGAUCGGGUCACAGUCAUAACCAUGGAAAAUCAGAAAAGACGAAGAUAACGAAUGUUACGCCAAAAGAAGAUGGAGUGGAAAUAUCAGGCUAUUUAAAUCUUGCUGCAGAUUUUGCUCAUAAUUUUACGGAUGGUCUUGCUAUUGGAGCUUCAUAUUUGGCUGGCAAUGAAAUUGGUUUAGUUACCACCAUAACUAUUCUUUUGCAUGAAGUUCCUCAUGAAAUUGGCGAUUACGCCAUUCUUAUUAAAUCUGGUUGUUCCAGGAAAAAGGCGAUAUGUCUCCAACUUUUAACAGCAUUAGGUGCUUUAAGUGGAAAUGCAUUGGCAUUAGUUGGCAUUGGCGAUGAAUCUGAUGCGGCACCCUGGGUGUUACCAUUCACAGCUGGUGGCUUCAUUUACAUUGCAGCUGUAAGCGUACUUCCAGAAUUGCUUGAAGAGACGACUAAGCUAUGGCAAUCAAUAAAGGAAAUUACUGCGUUAUUACUAGGGGUAGCGAUAAUGAUUUUUAUAGCAAAAUUUGAAUAA
This is a messenger RNA of Musca vetustissima, 918 nucleotides long. RefSeq names its product protein catecholamines up (gene Catsup). Gene Ontology annotation, cellular component: membrane. The transcript has a single exon. Gene Ontology annotation, biological process: zinc ion transmembrane transport; intracellular zinc ion homeostasis. The record is from RefSeq and is a predicted model, not a curated record. Gene Ontology annotation, molecular function: zinc ion transmembrane transporter activity. The coding region runs from base 1 to 918 and encodes 305 amino acids. NCBI's taxonomy places the organism in Eukaryota, Metazoa, Arthropoda, Insecta, Diptera, Muscidae.